AUGGUUCUGCGUUCGGACGCAUGGAUACUAUUUGAUGACGGACUUCUGUUCUUCGACGAGAACCACGACGACGUCCAAGCGCGUAGCGAAACCAGCGAUCAAUCUCACCCUUGGAGUUUAAUAAGGGUCAAGAACAACGCCUUGUCACGGAAGAUGGUUCUGACCGAUUGGAAAAGAAUUGCAACCCUACAAGGUGUGGAGAUCAUGGAGGCUCCAGCGUCCUGUGACGCUGCACCUCCGGAAGACCAAAGCCGGAUUACGGGCCUCUUGAAGACGUUACAAGGCCUGCUGGACUGGCAAGUAGAAAAAGGGCUGACUGUUCUCAAUGUUGGAAUCCCGAACUCGGCAUAUUCCAUGGCUCAAUAUCGGCGUGCCAUGAAACCCUUGGACCGUAUCUUCGGCAUAAUCCAGACCUAUGGAAUCAGCUGCAAUCCCGAUCCCGCCGGUGAUGAUAAUUCCUCGAAGCUACGAGCGCUUCAGGACGAAUUUGGAAUGAAGCUGAUUACCAAAGCUCCGGUUCUAUCUCAGCUCUUUAUUCACACCUUACACAAGGAACGCCCUUGGAGAAGCUGGCUGAUCACACAGGAUAUCAAGGCCGAUGACAUCUUCUGA
Molecule: messenger RNA, 612 nt
Organism: Pyrenophora tritici-repentis Pt-1C-BFP
Lineage: Eukaryota; Fungi; Ascomycota; Dothideomycetes; Pleosporales; Pleosporaceae
Source: RefSeq, a predicted model, not a curated record